AUGAGUCAAAGCAGCGAAUUUGCGGACUUGAAAUCAAGAGAAGAGGGUGCUAUGAACUUGAAAGGCUUAAGGAAAAUGCUUGUUCUAGUCAAAAUUAAAGUUGUAUUAAUAUUUUCGGUGACGAAGGACUUUUUUAAAGAAAUUACUUACAUUUUUGAUUUAUUAUUACACAAAUACAAAACUACCGAUGAUACUGUUGGAAAAGUUAAUAUUCUAUUACAAGCAUACCUAUCAAUAUUGAAGAUUAUUGAUUCAGGCGCUUGUAGUACAGAAUACAAGUCGCAUAGUCUGAGCUUUAUUUCAAAUUGCUUUGAAUUGUAA
Molecule: messenger RNA, 321 nt
Organism: Funneliformis geosporum
Lineage: Eukaryota; Fungi; Glomeromycota; Glomeromycetes; Glomerales; Glomeraceae
Source: the annotation of a GenBank genome assembly